Messenger RNA from Guillardia theta CCMP2712, 3612 nucleotides. RefSeq lists its product as hypothetical. The transcript is spliced from 2 exons. The annotation marks the transcript as partial. The record is from RefSeq and is a predicted model, not a curated record. Gene Ontology annotation, molecular function: ABC-type transporter activity; ATP hydrolysis activity; ATP binding. Gene Ontology annotation, cellular component: membrane. Lineage: Eukaryota; Cryptophyceae; Pyrenomonadales; Geminigeraceae.
AAAAAGACUCUCCUGCACGAUGUCACAACAGCUUUUGCACCUGGGAAGAUCUGUCUUUUGAUUGGUCCCCCACAAGCAGGAAAGACAACUCUGCUGAAACACAUUUCGAAUCGUAUCGAUAGCGACAUCCAGGCCAAAGGAACUUUGCUGUAUAAUGGUGUUUGUCCAAGAAAUGCAUUGGUACCUCGGAUCGUUGCUUAUACCCCACAAAUUGACAAUCAUACUCCUGUUCUGACUGUCAAACAAACUCUCGAGUUCGCUUUUGACUGCACAUCCUCUGCAUUUGUCCGGCACGUUGCUCAAAAAGGUGGAGUAGAUAUCCCUCAAAACAAGGAGGAAGGCAGGGAGAUGCGGAACAAAGUGAACGUGCUUCUGACGUAUAGCGGGCUUGAGAACUGCAAAGACACUAUAGUUGGUGAUGGAGUUUUGCGUGGCAUAUCGGGUGGAGAGAAGAGGAGGCUUACACUGGCUGAGCAACUGGUUGGAACUCCAAUGGUUCAUUGCAUGGAUGAGAUCACGACCGGUUUAGAUUCAGCUGCUGCAUAUGAUAUCGUCAAGUCACUGGCAAAUGCUUGCCACACCUUUCACAACACCAGUAUAGUCUCUCUCCUGCAACCUCCGCCGGAUGUCGUGGAGCUCUUCGAUGAAGUUUUGGUCUUGGGGACUGGAGGGGCUCUUGUCUAUCAUGGACCCGUGAGCCAUGCGAUGAAGUACUUCUGUGACGAAGUUGGCUUCUUCUGUCCAGAUGACCUUCCACUUGCAGAUUUUCUCGUUAGAGUCUGCAGCGAAGAAGCAGUCCAGCUGUGGCCUAGUUCUAAGGGCGAGCAUCCGCCAUCGUGCAUUGAGCUGGCAGAGAGGUGGAAGAGGUCGCAAGCCUUCGAAGACGCCAUCCUUCCUCGCUUCAAAGAAGCAGCGUCAGUCGGCCAGGACCUCUCGUCAAAUCCAGUCAAUCGCUUUCCAUGGACCAUUCCCUAUGGCUCCUCCUACCUCAGGCUCAUCACUUCGUGUGUCAAGCGAUCCUCAACUGUCUUGAUGAAAGACAAGACUUUAGUGCGAGGUCUGAUCGUGCAGAGAUUACUUCAAUCUGUCAUGUUGGGAACAAUAUUUUGGCAGACAGACAACGAUGCUAUGAAAAUUCCAAUGCUCUUCCUUCUUGCCUCUUUGAUGUCCAUGAGCAACAUGUAUGUCGUGGAUGUCACCAUAGGAAAGAGAUCUAUUUUCUAUAAGCAUAGGGAUUCUGGAUUUUAUCCAACGUGGAUUUAUGUGAUGGCAGAGCUGCUUUCAGAGCUCCCUCUACAAUUGCUGGAGGUUGUCAUUGUUUCCUUCAUCUCUUUUUUCUUUGUCGGUUUCCAGCUAUCGACGUUCGGUGUCUUUUUCCUGGCAAUCUUCAUGAUUUCGAUCUCUUUCACAUCCGUUUUCAAGGCUAUUUCAGCAAACACAAGAAAGGCGUCUACUGCACAAGGUCUUGCUAUUGGGUUUGCAGCACUUUCGAUGUGCUUCUCUGGAUAUCUUGUGACGAAACAGAGCAUCCCAGACUAUUUUGUUUGGAUCUACUGGAUUGUUCCAACCCCCUGGAUUCUGCGGAUUUUGACAGUGAACGAGUUCAAGUCUUCUGGGCAAAAUGGAAGGUACGAUAAGCUUGUGGUUCAGCCAGGAAUGCCAGCUGUGAGACUGGGUGACAUUUAUCUGCAAUCGUUUUCAAUACAGCAGGAGGAACACUGGAUCUGGUUGGGCUUUAUCUAUCUGUCUGCUCUUAUCGUUCUCUGUCAGCUCCUCUAUGCUCUUGGUCUCCACUUCCGCAGGCUGGACUAUGAACGGCCGAUGAUUGUCGAGCCCAAGAAGCCUCGCGGGGGUUCGGGUAAGGAAGGCGCUGUCCUUGAUACGAGCAUGGUGUCGUUUCUCUCGCAGGCUACAGCCCUGCAGGUCGACCGGGCUGCCUUGGAGCUUCUGGCAAGCGUUUCUCCUCAGCCUCCUGCCGUCUCUCUGGCUCUCAAAGAUCUUGGUUACAGUGUGCGAGUGCCAGCACCCCCGGAUGCGGGAGUGAAGUGGACGGAGAAGUCGCUGAUCAACAACGUCAACGCUCUCUUCAAGCCCGGAACCAUCACGGCUCUCAUGGGCUCCUCUGGAGCUGGCAAGACAACUCUCAUGGAUGUGAUUGCGGGACGGAAGACUUCAGGAACCAUUUCUGGUCAGAUACUCGUCAACGGCCACUUCCAGAACCUCAGAAGCUUCGCGAGGAUUAGUGGGUACGUAGAGCAAACAGACAUUCAUAUCCCAACGCAAACAGUGCGAGAAGCACUUCUGUUCUCGGCGCGUCAUCGAUUGCCUGCAGAAACAACAGAAGAAGACAAGCAGAAGGUGGUAGAAGCUGUGAUCGACCUGGUGGAGCUGCGUCCGAUUCUGAACAAAGCCAUCGGAGAGAAGGGGGUAGGGCUGUCUGUCGAGCAAAGGAAGAGGGUCACCAUCGGUGUGGAGAUGGUCGCAAAUCCCAGCGUCCUCUUUCUUGACGAACCAACGUCCGGCUUGGACAUCCGCGCGGCAAGAAUCAUCAUGCUUGUGCUACGGAGGAUAGCCUUGAGCGGCAGGACCAUCAUCUGCACUGUCCAUCAGCCUUCCCAGGAGAUCUUCUGCAUGUUCGAUAAUUUGCUCCUGCUCAAGAAGGGUGGCUGGACGGUCUACAACGGGGACCUUGGACCCUCCUACCAGCAUCCUGUGACGGGAGAGCUGCGCUUCUCAGGGAAGAACAUGAUCAACUUCUUCGAGAGCAGCUCAGAGAGGACCAUCAAGUUCCAGGAGGGCAUGAACCCAGCUGAAUACAUGCUCGACGUGAUAGGAGCAGGAUUGAACGUCAGGAAAGAAGAAGACGCUGUCGAUUUCGUCCGUCACUAUCAGGAGUCUCCACUUGCUCAACGAGUAAUGAAUGAGCUUCAGAGUCUCCUGCUGGGACAAGAGAUUCAUUUUCAAACAAAGUGCGCACUGGGAAUAGUGGCGCAGUCGCUGCUGUCUGUUAGACGAUGGGUUCGAAGCUACUGGAGGGACGUUGGCUACUCACUGAACCGCCUGAUAGUCGUUGUCGGCAUUGCUUUUCUCUUCUCUCUCAACAUUGUGAGCUUGGAUGUUUCGAAAAUCAAUGAUCAGGCUUCUCUCCAGUCCUUCAACGGAGUUUUGUUUGCGGGGCUCUUCUUUACAUGUGCUGUACAGACCGUCAUGACUGUCGGGGUGAUCAGCAACAGCAGGAUUGUCUACUACAAGGAGAUCGCAGCGGGCAUGUACGAUCCGUUUGCUUUUCUCUUUGGCAUCACCGUGGCAGAGAUCCCCUACUUCCUCGCUGUUGUACUGCUGCACAUGGUCAUCUUCUAUCCUCUUGCCGGCCUGUGGACCUCAGCCGAGGACAUCGCCAUCUACGCGAUCAGCCUCUUCCUCUUCGCCGGGGUCUUCUGCUUCUGGGGUCAGAUGCUCUCUGCUCUCCUUCCCUCUGUGCACACCGCGUCGCUUGCUGCUGGGCCGACGGUCGGCAUGAUGGUUCUCUUCUGCGGCUUCUUCAUGCCUGAGUCGGCCAUCCCCUAUCCCUGGCGCAUCCUCUACUACGCCUUCCCCGCACGCUACGGCCUC